AUGAGUUCCUGGAAGUGGCUUCCUAGUUUCAUUUUCCUGGUCUGUCUGAUAAACCUUGUUUCUAUUGUCAAAUCCCAAUUCCCAACUCAGAUAUCUUUCCUGUAUGAAUGUCAAAAUAAUGGUAAUUACACGAGUAAUAGCCCAUACAAGACAAACCUUGACAACCUCCUCUCAUCUGUCUCGACCAAUAUCAACACCAAUAAUGGAUUCUACAACAACUCCAUUGGAGAAAAUUCAGAUAGAGUCAACGUCAUUGCGCUCUGUAGAGCUGAUCUUCAGCCUUCUCAGUGUCGUUAUUAUGUGGAAAAUGCUACGGCCGAAAUCUUAAAGAGGUGUCCAAAUCAAAAACAGGCAAUCUUAUGGCACGAAUUUUGUAUGGUACGAUAUUCCAACGAGGCUAUCUUUGGAAUUCUUGCAAAUUCCCCAAUGAUAUCGGGUCGUAGUGGGGAAAAUGUCACAAAUACAGACGUUUUUUACCGGGAGUUGGACGUACUGUUGAACAGCCUUCACGGCCAUGCCGCUUUUAAUAGCUCGCCGAAGAAGUUUGCUGCUGCCACUCGGGGUGUGAAUGAUUCGAAUCAUCCGUUAAUUUCUGCAUUUGAACAGUGCACACCUGAUACUUAA
Fraxinus pennsylvanica is the source of this 624-nucleotide messenger RNA. Lineage: Eukaryota; Viridiplantae; Streptophyta; Magnoliopsida; Lamiales; Oleaceae. The record is from the annotation of a GenBank genome assembly.